AUGCAACUGGAAAGUUACGAAACCGAAACUUUUAGGUUUUUUUUCGCACUUCCCUUUUCCGCGAUGCUGACCACCAACGUGGGAGGCGCCUGGGACUGCACUGGCCUCAACACCCUCUUCCCACCCCACGCCUCGCACUCCAUCUCCAUCCCCCCCUCCUCUUCCUGCUGCUGUUGCUGUUGCUGCUCCUCCUCCUACGACCCCGACCCUUCCUCACACCAGCACGAGCGCCACCACCAUCAGUGCCUCUCCUCCCUCCCUAACCUCACCUCUCUCUCCCUCCUCUCUCACCGCACCUUCCCUCCUUGCCUCUCCUCCCUCUCCUCCCUCACUCGCCUCUCCAUCCCCUUCGCCUCCCCUCUGCUCUCCCCCGGUUCGCUCGCUCUCUUCUCCCACUGGCCCCGCUUGUCCCAUCUGCACGUCAAUGGUGAGGGGCCGCCAGAACAAACCAUCUGCCGCACCAAGCCUGGUCCCACCGAACCUGCAACUGGUCUCACCGAACCUCCCCCUAACCCCGAAGCAACUCCUUCCUCCAGCUCCCUCCGCCACGUCACUCUCAUGGGGAUAGCUGGCGUCAUCCCAUUGGCUGUGUGGGGACGCCUGUGCCCGCAGCUGCUCUCGCUCAAGAUCCAGGGCUCGCCCCACGUGGCUGUGCGGAGGUGGGGGGAGCAGCUGGCGGAGGGUUCUGGGAAGGGGGACGUGUGGCAUGGCGCAUGUGGUGAUGGGGAGGGCGCAUGUGGUGAGGGGGAGGGCGCAUGUGGUGAGGGGGAGGGCGCAUGUGUGGGAUCCUACCCUCACUCCUCGCGCUUCCUCUCCUCGCUCUCCCUCUUCCCCUCCCUCACUGCCCUCCGCAUCUUCAACCUCUCCACGCACAACUACCAGUCCGCGCUCUCCUGCCCUCCCUCACUCAAAUCCCUCCAAAUCUGCUUCUCCCACCUUCCUCUCCUCCCCGACCCCCUCCGCCUCUUCUCCUCCCUCACUCGCCUCCACCUCUUCCAGUGUUCCAAGCCCCUCGCCCUGCCCGCCUGCCUCUCCGCCUUCUCCUCCCUCACCCACGUGUCCUUUGGCCGCGACUACGACCCUGUGCUGCCCUGCCGCCACCAGGAGUACCUCCGGGGGAAAACGUGGGAGCGGGAGGAGGCAGGGGAGGGGGGUGCGGAAGGGGAAGGGAAAAGGGAAGGAAAGGGGGAAGGAGAGGGAGAAAGGGGGGAGGAAGGGGAGGAGGUGGGGGAAGGGGAAGGGGAGGAGAUGCAAGCGGGGCAGGAGGUGGAGGUGAGAGGCUCGCCACAGUACGAAAGUGCCUCGAAUCCUCAUUCGCACAACCAGUCGCAGUUACCAGCAGAGGUGUUACCAGCAGAGGUGUUACCAGCAGAGGUGUUACCAGCAGAGGUGUUACCAGCAGAGGUGUUACCAGCAGAGGUGUUACCAGCAGAGGUGUUACCAGCAGAGGUGUUACCAGCAGAGGUGUUACCAGCAGAGGUGUUACCAGCAGAGGUGUUACCAGCAGAGGUGUUACCAGCAGAGGUGUUACCAGCAGAGGUGUUACCAGCAGAGGUGUUACCAGCAGAGGUGUUACCAGCAGAGGUGUUACCAGCAGAGGUGUUACCAGCAGAGGUGUUACCAGCAGAGGUGUUACCAGCAGAGGUGUUACCAGCAGAGGUGUUACCAGCAGAGGUGUUACCAGCAGAGGUGUUACCAGCAGAGGUGUUACCAGCAGAGGUGUUACCAGCAGAGGUGUUACCAGCAGAGGUGUUACCAGCAGAGGUGUUACCAGCAGAGGUGUUACCAGCAGAGGUGUUACCAGCAGAGGUGUUACCAGCAGAGGUGUUACCAGCAGAGGUGUUACCAGCAGAGGUGUUACCAGCAGAGGUGUUACCAGCAGAGGUGUUACCAGCAGAGGUGUUACCAGCAGAGGUGUUACCAGCAGAGGUGUUACCAGCAGAGGUGUUACCAGCAGAGGUGUUACCAGCAGAGGUGUUACCAGCAGAGGUGUUACCAGCAGAGGUGUUACCAGCAGAGGUGUUACCAGCAGAGGUGUUACCAGCAGAGGUGUUACCAGCAGAGGUGUUACUAGCAGUGUUACCAGCAGAGGUGUUACCAGCAGAGGUGUUACCAGCAGAGGUGUUACCAGCAGAGGUGUUACCAGCAGAGGUGUUACCAGCAGAGGUGUUACCAGCAGAGGUGUUACCAGCAGAGGUGUUACCAGCAGAGGUGUUACCAGCAGAGGUGUUACCAGCAGAGGUGUUACCAGCAGAGGUGUUACCAGCAGAGGUGUUACCAGCAGAGGUGUUACCAGCAGAGGUGUUACCAGCAGAGGUGUUACCAGCAGAGGUGUUACCAGCAGAGGUGUUACCAGCAGAGGUGUUACCAGCAGUGGUGGUACCAGCAGAGGUGUUACCAGCAGAGGUGUUACCAGCAGAGGUGUUACCAGCAGAGGUGUUACCAGCAGAGGUGUUACCAGCAGAGGUGUUACCAGCAAUGGUGUUACCAGCAGAGGUGUUACCAGCAGAGGUGUUACCAGCAGAGGUGUUACCAGCAAUGGUGUUACCAGCAGAGGUGUUACCAGCAAUGGUGUUACCAGCAGAGGUGUUACCAGCAGAGGUGUUACCAGCAGAGGUGUUACCAGCAGAGGUGUUACCAGCAGAGGUGUUACCAGCAGAGGUGUUACCAGCAGAGGUGUUACCAGCAGAGGUGUUACCAGCAGAGGUGUUACCAGCAGAGGUGUUACCAGCAGAGGUGUUACCAGCAGAGGUGUUACCAGCAGAGGUGUUACCAGCAGAGGUGUUACCAGCAGAGGUGUUACCAGCAGAGGUGUUACCAGCAGAGGUGUUACCAGCAGAGGUGUUACCAGCAGAGGCGGUACCAGCAGAGGUGUUACCAGCAGAGGUGUUACCAGCAGAGGUGUUACCAGGUGUUACCAGCAGAGGUGCUACCAGCAGAGGUGUUACCACCAGAGGUGUUACCAGCAGAGUGUUACCAGCAGAGGUGUUACCAGCAGAGGUGUUACCAGCAGAGGUGUUACCAGCAGAGGUGUUACCAGCAGAGGUGUUACCAGCAGAGGUGUUACCAGCAGAGGUGUUACCAGCAGAGGUGUUACCAGCAGAGGUGUUACCAGCAGAGGUGUUACCAGCAGAGGUGUUACCAGCAGAGGUGUUACCAGCAGAGGUGUUACCAGCAGAGGUGUUACCAGCAGAGGUGUUACCAGCAGAGGUGUUACCAGCAGAGGUGUUACCAGCAGAGGUGUUACCAGCAGAGGUGUUACCAGCAGAGGUGUUACCAGCAGAGGCGGUACCAGCGGAGGUGCUGGAAUGUGUGUUCCAGCGGAUUCAGCUGCAUGGGGACGAGGCGAGCGUGAGAGGGUUGUGCCUUGUGCGCAACGAACACAAGGUCGCGGACCUUCUCCGACCCCAUCCUGUUCCUGCGCGCCGUGUGCACGCCAUCCCACUCACACCAUCCCCGCUCGCAAGGGGAAGCGAAAACGGGCUGUGA
Closterium sp. Yama58-4 is the source of this 3489-nucleotide messenger RNA. Lineage: Eukaryota; Viridiplantae; Streptophyta; Zygnematophyceae; Desmidiales; Closteriaceae. The record is from the annotation of a GenBank genome assembly.